AAGUUCUUGAAAACGCACACCAAAAAAGGUUAAUUGUGUAAGCAAUCAAGUCUUUUUUUUGUUCUUUUAAGGGAGCUGGAGGAGGGUUGCAUUAAGAUUAAAUUAUGAAAACAUUUACAUAAAAAAAUUGAUAUAAAUUAAAUGUUGUGAAAGGAAUAUCAACCAUGCUGCAUAAAAAAAUUCUUUUUUUAUAGUGCUGUUUGUUUUUAGAAGUAAAAAUUAAGUAACCAAAACAUGCUUUAACAUGUCGUUGGAACCGCUACCUGAUGGAUGGUCAAAGUACCUUUCAAGAAAGUUUAAUAAAGUAUACUACUACCAUGGAGCUACUGGCCGGUCUCUUUGGGUGCAUCCAUUGUUAUGUCAAGAGAAUGAAGAUAUUCCACCUGGUACAACGAACAAUGAAAAUAUUACCAAUAUUACAAAAAUUGACAAUUGUAAAUCCGAAUCUAACGAAUACAAAUCUACGAAAAAAACAAAAAAUGGCAGUGUGGAAACUCUCAGUUCACCAAGUACACUAAGUGAAAAGGAGUUAUACAAACUUAGUAACGAAAGUAAAUUUUAUAGAUCACGAACAGAAGAGAUUGCAAACUGGGCAGCAGAUGUUUCUUCACAAAGUAGUCACACUUCAUCUUUGUCGUCCUACAAUUUAAAUCAAAGAAAUAUAAAAAAUGUUGAGGAAAAGCCAUCUAAACCAACCUUGAAACCAUUGAAUAGUGUGUAUAAAUCAAAGAAGAAAAACAAGUUUUCUGAAACAAUAUUGAAUAAUAAAAAUAAUGUAACUAGGGGAGUUGCAAGCAUUAUAAAAAGCCAAAUGAAGACUAAAAAAAGUAUAAAUGCUUUGAAGACAGAAGAAAUUAAAUGCAAAAACAAGAAAAACAAUUCUUUAACACCUGCUAUGUUAGAAAUGGUUGAUAAAAUGAGUAAGAAGAAGACAGUGGGAAGUGUUACAGAUGAUAAUAGUAGCAUUGUUAGUUUAAGCAAAGUAAGAUAUCAGCCUUACAGUACCAUCGGCUCAGCAGCCUUAAAGAAGGAGAAAAGGAAGAACAUAAAAUUAAAGGCUGUUGCAAAUACACAAUUAGAAAAUGAUAUCAUAAAAAAUAUAUUAGAUGCAUCUGACAAAGCAUUACCUUCUCUAAAGCCACUAAAUAAGCCCAUCCCUCGAAAACGAACAGAAUCAGAAUGUAGUCGAAAGUCUGUGAGUGCUGUUUCGUCUGCAAGUGAAAAGAGUAAACAGAAAGCAAACCCAUUCUUUGAAAAAAAAUUAAACUGUGAAAAGUUUCACAUCCCAACUUCGUCUUGUGAUUCAGCAAAAUCUUUAUUUAGUCCAACCUUUUCACCUCCCGAUACUAUUUUCUCAUCAAAAGCAGCUUUGCCUUGUGAAAGCGAGUCAAUGAACAUUGAUGCAACUCCUAUCCAAGCAACUGAAUUUAGUGCUCAAAGUUUCAUACAACAGUUUAGCAAUGAAUCAAACAUUCUUAAUAUUGAAGAAGAAAUGGAAAUUGACGAUGCUAUCCAGCUUAAUAAAGAAAUCAUGAGAGAGAUCAGAGGAAUAAGAGAAGAAAACAUCAUAACAAAGCCACAGCUAUCUGUUAAAGAUCAAGCAACACUACCAACAUAUUCUGACCCUCUAUAUAUCGUAAUUGAUACAAACAUAUUACUUGCUCAUCUGAGAUUUGUGUCUGAGCUAAAAGAUUACCCCUUACCAGGUGUUGGAGCUCCUAUACUUUAUAUACCAUGGAUGGUAUUUCAAGAACUUGAUUCGUUAAAGGAUGCUGUAAAUCGAACACAUACUCAAAGAAAUGUAAAUGGCGAUGAGGAAAAGACAUAUAAAUUAAAUAUUUUGGCGAGAAAAGCAAUACUAUUUAUAAGCACUUGUCUGGAGCAACAACAUCCAAGAGUCAAAGGCCAAACUGCAGUUGAGGCUGGAACUGUCAUUCCUGGAUUUGUUGAAGAGAGUAAUGAUGAUAGCAUACUCCAUUGUGGGCUCAGUUUACAAACAAGAGCCAAACAUAGUUAUGUUGUUUUGCUAUCAAAUGACAGAAAUCUGUGCAACAAGGCUGUAGUAUCAGGAAUCAAAGCUUUUUCUCAACAGAACAUUUUGCUUGGUUUGAGAAGCUUGUUUCAAAAUGGUACUGUUGCUGUAAGGAAAGAAAAUUUUGAAGAAUACAAUCACGAGCUUGAAAUUCAAACAGAAAUAGCAGCACGAAGAAAACAGGCUGACCAUUUGUCUUGUGAGUUGCAAUGUAUGUUAAGAGAAGCCUUCUCAAAAAUAAUAGAGUACGAGAUGAAACUGGCUUACGACGAUAACACAUGGUUACUAAUUGUGAAGAUUCAACCACCUUGGACUUUGCAUGAUGUGUUUGUUUUACUCGACAAGCAUUGGAUUGCAGUGUUUGGUAUGAUAGUGAAGAGAAGUUUAAAACAGAAUGUGCAGUCCUUAAAGAAAUUAUUUAUCACAUGCGAAGGUAACCCAGGGGAACUUGAAACUGUCCAGAAAAUGCUAACGUUAAGUCUAGAACUACUUCAAGGUUUUUUUGUCCGUUCAAACUAUGAUGGUGUGCUUACAAAGUGCAUUGCGGGAGUUCGAGUGUUGAUAAAUAAUUGCAAAGAAUACCUAAAUAAAGUUGAACGUCAUCCACAAUUGCCGCCUACAGUAGAGUUGCCAUCUUUAACCGGCACAACCACCCAGAAGACUACUGAAGAAAAUCGACCUGUCCAAUCGCCAGUAAUGCAUCACAUGGUUCUGGAAACGUUUGACGCCAUUUGGAGAACUGUCACUCAUUACAGUGCUUUGAUAUUCUACAGUUUAAACUUUCCAAGUCCAUUAGUAAAAGAUUUGGAUCCGAAUGAAGCAAAGCCGAGUAAGGAAGAAGCAUUGGCUUGUUUAUCAACGAUGACACCAUGUUUGUUAAAUUUAAUCAAAAUGAUACAAAGUUUGCUAUUGAUUCCAGUUGGAGAUUUGACACACUCUUCUCAACAAAUUUUAAAUUUGUUGCAAUCCAUCUACGUGUUUAUGAAAGAGGUGAUGAAGCGUGAAUCUGAUAUGAAUCCACAAGAACUGUUGCAAUUUUGUCAGGAUCAGAAAACAAGAGCUGCCCUUGUACAAGGAUUAUCACAGCUGGAUAGAUCGUACGCCAUGUUACAGCAGUGCGUUUCUUAUCACGGCACGUAAAAUAACUCAUUCGAAUACAGCGUCGUGUAACGGGACACGCCAGGUAAUGACACUGUUACUGUUGGUAACAUUUCUUAACUAGAUUCAAAGAACUUUGUUGUACCGUCUUAGUGUAGUUAUUUUUAGAAAGAACUUCUUAACGCCUUUAUCUAGGGCGGCAGUUAUAUUUCUGUUUUGUGGCGGCAAUAUGAGAGUGUAAAUAUAGUUGUAUAUAGAGAUGUAAAAGAUAUUUUUGUGUUACUUUAGUACUCACUUUUUUAGUAAAAAAAUAUUUGUAUACGACCAGGUUUAUGUAGAAAAACAGAAAGUGAACAGAAGACUUUUUCCCAUUA
This is a messenger RNA of Hydractinia symbiolongicarpus, 3504 nucleotides long. RefSeq names its product transcriptional protein SWT1-like. The record is from RefSeq and is a predicted model, not a curated record. Gene Ontology annotation, cellular component: nucleus. Lineage: Eukaryota; Metazoa; Cnidaria; Hydrozoa; Anthoathecata; Hydractiniidae. Gene Ontology annotation, molecular function: protein binding. Bases 245 to 3172 code for a protein of 975 amino acids. The transcript has 22 exons.